CCCAGUCCCAGCCGUGCACUGGCUGCUGGGGUCCUUGCGCCCUGGGGCUCCGUGCGGACGUGCGCCAGUGGCCCGGGUGCGAGGGGAUCUGGACUGAUUCAAGUGGCUGCGGCGGCGUAAAGAGAAAGGACAGGAGGAGGAGGCGGCGGCGGCGUUGGAGUCAGAGGACGUCUUAGAGCUGCCGGGAAGAUGUUGGGUGUUGCGGCGGGAAUGACCAACAGAAAUUCACCUGUGGCAGAGGGAGGCAGCAGUAAACAGCACCUGGGAUUGAGGAGUGAAGAACCAACUCAAACGGGGCACCUGGGCUGGACUCCGGGCAUUCCUGAUGGAAGCAAUAUGGCAAAUGCCCUGGCUAAUGCCCUAUGUGAACGCUGCAAAGGAGGCUUUGCACCCGCCGAGAAGAUUGUGAACAGCAAUGGCGAGCUGUACCAUGAGCAGUGUUUUGUCUGUGCCCAGUGCUUCCAGCAGUUCCCUGAAGGGCUCUUCUAUGAGUUUGAAGGAAGGAAGUACUGUGAACAUGAUUUUCAGAUGCUUUUUGCCCCAUGCUGUCACCAGUGUGGUGAAUUUAUCAUUGGUCGAGUUAUUAAAGCCAUGAACAACAGCUGGCACCCUGGAUGCUUCUGCUGUGAUCUCUGCCAACAAGUCCUAGCAGACAUCGGGUUUGUCAAGAAUGCUGGGAGACACCUUUGUCGUCCUUGUCAUAAUCGUGAGAAAGCCAGGGGCCUUGGGAAAUAUAUUUGCCAAAAGUGCCAUGCCAUCAUUGAUGAGCAGCCUCUUAUAUUCAAGAAUGACCCUUACCAUCCAGAUCAUUUUAACUGUGCCAACUGCGGGAAAGAAUUGACUGCUGAUGCUCGUGAAUUGAAGGGAGAACUAUAUUGCUUGCCAUGUCAUGACAAAAUGGGGGUCCCCAUUUGUGGAGCCUGUAGACGGCCUAUUGAAGGACGUGUUGUAAAUGCUAUGGGCAAGCAAUGGCAUGUGGAGCAUUUUGUCUGUGCCAAGUGUGAGAAACCAUUUCUUGGGCAUCGUCAUUAUGAAAGGAAGGGUCUGGCAUAUUGUGAAACUCACUACAAUCAGCUAUUUGGCGAUGUUUGUUUCCACUGUAACCGUGUCAUCGAAGGGGAUGUUGUUUCAGCCCUGAAUAAGGCCUGGUGUGUGAACUGUUUCGCCUGUUCUACUUGCAACACUAAGUUAACUCUCAAGAAUAAAUUUGUGGAGUUUGACAUGAAGCCUGUCUGUAAGAAAUGCUACGAGAAGUUUCCGUUAGAACUGAAGAAAAGACUUAAGAAAUUGGCUGAAACCUUGGGGAGGAAAUAAUUACUUUUUGUUUGUUUGUUUGUUUGUUUUUUAAUUUCUUCCUUCAUAUGCAAAGAUAAGGAAAUGUUACCCGUGUUACUUGAUUUCAUUCACCCUCCUACAAGGUUUUAUCCCAUAAGAGUGAGGAUUUAAAAGCUUCUGUACACAAAUAGCUUCACAAUGUUGUUAUACUGUUCUUCUUUCCCUUGAAGAACUGUAACUUUUGUAUGGCCAUAUUUAGGACACAGCUGAAAUUCUGUAUUUGCCUUCUCAACAGAAACUCAUUUGUAGAUAGACUGUACUUGCAUAGCAAGUUUCAUAUGAUUAAAUUUAAAUUAAUUCAGGCAAAAAAAACCCUAACUUAUUUUUAUGAAAGUCUUAGUUUUUGGAUGAUUCAGCUACCAAAUUUUGGAAUAAUUUUGAAUCAGAGUCAAGAGAAAAUUACUGCCAUUGAGCAAAAAUUAACAAGCAAAUCUUAAACUUUUUGUGCAUCAGAUUAAAGAUCUUGACUUUCAGGUUACUAAGACAAAAAACAAAUUUAUUCAGAAUUACUUGAAUUUUGCAUUUUUCUGUUAAAUGCAAUAAUUAUCCUGCAUGGUUUUGUAUUUUACUCUUAUUCUUUAUGAAUCUUAGUGCUUCAUUCAGAUACAUAAUAUAGUAGUUAGGAUAUCUAGCAAAUAUGUAUGCAUUUUUUAAAAUUUCUUUUUUUUUUGUGCAGAGAAUUUAUACCAGGUAUUUGAAAAUACAUUAUACUUUAACUAUAUUGGACAUAUGAAGUAUUUUUUAAUGUAUUAAAGCAAGUAUUCUUAUCAUGAUUCUAGGCUUAAUGUCAAAGCUAUAGUCUUAGAAUAGGACGUAAAACUCAAUUUUAUGUAAUCUUGGAAUGUUGACACUUAAAAACAGUGAAUGUAUGUAUCUGUAUUGGUCAGACUUCUUUUAAUAUUCUCUCUAAUAGCUAUGCUUUAUAUACAAUCAAACACACUUUGCCUUAGAAAAUUGCAUCUUUUAAUCACAAAUUCUUGCUGCUUGGUACAAUACCAAAUAAAAAAAAAAAACCAAGUGAAUUUAAUUAGACUAGUAAACCCAAAUUCCUUUACCAUAGCCUUAAAUAUGUGGUUUUUUUUAAUAUGUUGCCAGCUAAAGCUCAUGGAAUUUACUAUGUGUUGUCUUUCAGAAAGUGAGAGAUGUACAUAUUAUGCUUUAGAAUUUCUAUUUCAGUUUCACUAUCCAUUUAGAUUCUUUUUUUUUUUUUUAACAGAAAGGAGGUAGAAGUGACCUUAGAUUGGUCAGAAGCAUUUUUGAAAAGGGGAAUUUUAGCCCCAAAAUAAAAGAUACCCAACAGUUUCUCAACUUAA
This is a messenger RNA of Vombatus ursinus (common wombat), 2648 nucleotides long. RefSeq names its product LIM and senescent cell antigen-like-containing domain protein 1. Gene Ontology annotation, biological process: positive regulation of substrate adhesion-dependent cell spreading; cell-cell adhesion; cell-cell junction organization. The record is from RefSeq and is a predicted model, not a curated record. The transcript has 11 exons. The coding region runs from base 190 to 1314 and encodes 374 amino acids. NCBI's taxonomy places the organism in Eukaryota, Metazoa, Chordata, Mammalia, Diprotodontia, Vombatidae. Gene Ontology annotation, cellular component: cell-cell junction; cytoplasm; focal adhesion.